Messenger RNA from Colletotrichum costaricense, 1293 nucleotides. RefSeq names its product glucan 1,3-beta-glucosidase. Gene Ontology annotation, molecular function: glucan endo-1,3-beta-D-glucosidase activity. Gene Ontology annotation, biological process: carbohydrate metabolic process; cell wall organization. NCBI's taxonomy places the organism in Eukaryota, Fungi, Ascomycota, Sordariomycetes, Glomerellales, Glomerellaceae. The record is from RefSeq and is a predicted model, not a curated record. Gene Ontology annotation, cellular component: extracellular region; fungal-type cell wall; cell surface. The transcript has a single exon. Bases 1 to 1293 code for a protein of 430 amino acids.
AUGAAGGCCUCCAUCUCUCUCGCUGCCCUCACUGCCCUGGCGGCCACCGUCGAGGCUCAGAACUACCUCGGCUUCAACUCUGGUGCCACCAAGGCCGACCGCUCCGCCAAGUUCAAGGCCGACUUCGAGGCCGAGUUCAAGACUGCCCAGGGCCUCGAGGGUGCUCCCGGCGACUUCAACGCCGUCCGCCUCUACACCAACAUCCAGGCCUACUCCACCCAGGACCCCAUUGAGGCUUUCGAGGCUGCCAUCGAGACCAAGACCUACAUCCUUCUCGGUAUCUGGACCUCCGGCACCGACAACAUUGACAAGGAGAUCAAUGCCCUGAAGACCGCCGUCACCAAGUACGGCACCAAGCUCACCGACCUCAUCAUCGGUGCCUCCAUCGGUUCCGAGGACUUGUACCGCAACUCCGUCACCGGUGUCAAGAACAAGUCUGGUGUCGGUGCGGACCCCAAGACCCUCGUCGGCUUCAUCAACGACUUCAAGACCGCCUUCAAGGACACCCCUCUGUCCAAGGUCUCCAUCGGCCACGUCGACACCUGGGAUGUCUGGGGAAACUCCACCAACAAGCCCGUCCUCGACGCCGUUGACUGGGUUGGUGUUGACGAGUACCCCUACUACGAGAACGACAAGGGCAACACCAUCGACAACGCUGGUUCCCUCUUCGACAAGGCCUACGAUGCCACCGUCGCCACCGCUGGCGGCAAGCCCGUCUGGGUCACCGAGACCGGCUGGCCCGUCACCGGCGAGACUUGGGACCAGGCCGUUCCCAGCGCCAAGAACGCUCAGAAGUACUGGCAGGAGGUCGGUUGCCGCAAGCUCUUCAACAAGGUCCCCACCUUCUGGUACAACCUUCGCGACUCCAACCCCGACAACUCUAUGAAGUUCGCCAUCACCAAGGACCUGUCCACCACCCCUCUGUUCAACCUCACCUGCCCCACCACCUUCGACACUCCCUCCAGCACCAAGACCGCCUCUGCCUCCGGUACUGCCACCGCUAAGCCCAGCGCUUCCUCUGGCGCCAGCUCUGGCUCCGGCAACAGCACCAGCGGCGGCUCCGGCUCCGGCUCCGGCUCUGGAAGCGGCUCUGGCAGCGGUUCUAACUCGACCGUCUCCACUGCCGCUCCCUCUGCCACCUCCGGUUCCGGCUCCUCCGGCAGCGGAUCCGGCUCUGGAUCCAGCGCCAGCAGCACGCCCUCCGCGGUUGCUGGCUCUGGCGCCGCCGGCCUCCAGGCCUUCACCACCGGUGCUCUGGCCGUCGUUGCCGGCGCUUUCGCCCUCCUCUACUAA